CAUUAGUAUUUAGUGUCUUUAAAUGAUUUUUUAAAUUAAUUCCACUGUUCAUUCCUAUGGUUUACUGUUUCACGUUGGUCACUGUCACAGGAUUUAAAACCAUAAGGGACUUUAAUCUAAUACAACUCCUUCAUUUCCUUCACAUAGAUAUUGAUCCGAGAGACAUUCCGUGGUUUCUCUGUAACAAUCCUGAGAGCCUGGUUCUAGAGUCAACCCCUCGGAUUGCCCAGGCUUUCUCAUCCCUUCUGUGAGUUGUACAAUCUGCACUGUUUGCCUAAAAUUGUUGUUCAAUUGAUUAGUAAAAGGAAGAACCAUUAACAGGGGAAAAUGUCAAGUCUGAAGCUGAAGGAGGCAGCCCUUGUCUAUCUUGAUAGAAGUGGAGGUCUCCAGAAGUUUAUGAAUGAUUGCAAGUAUUACAAUGAUUCAAAACAGAGUUAUGCUGUCUAUCGCUUUAAUAUUUUAAUAAAUCCCUCAGAUGCUGUGGAAUUAGAUACUGAACUUGGAAAUCACAUUUUACACCAGCCUUUGAAAGCCGCUCAAGUUUUUCAAUCGGUCUGUUUUAUUGCUAUUAAGACACUCUCAUUAAUUGGACAAUUACAAACUGAAACUCAAAUUAAUAUAGUGUUGAAACUAACACAUCUACCGCCUCUACCAAGUUACACCCUUGAUCUUUGUGAGUUUCCACUUGAUUAUACAUCUCAGAGAUAUUAUAUGAUGCAAGGAAUUGUGAUUGCGAUGACAACAGUAACCAAGUACACACAAGGUGCUAGAUUUCUUUGUUCAGAUGAAGCAUGUCCUCUUUCUAAAGGAUUUCAGUAUAUCAGAGUACAUGUGCCUGGUGCUACAGAAUCUGCAACAGUAAGAAAUGACUUUGUGUGUGAUCUCUGUGCAUCUUCACUUCAAGAAGACAGAAAAUUUAGAGUGCUUGGUGACAAACAGAUAGUUGAAAUAAUCACCACCAAGGCAUUGCAUGCUUUCCGAGGAUAUUCUAACAGUCAGCCAUUUAGGUAUCAAUCUCUUACAAUUUUCCUAAGAGAUGAGUUAGUGAACAAAAUUAAAAUAGGAACCGAGUAUAAAAUUAUUGGAAUUCCAACCUGUGUAAAAACCUCACAAACUUCCGUCUGUAUAGAAGCAAAUAGCAUCAGUUUUUGCAAUCCAAACGUUCCCUUGGGAGUUAGUGACAACUUCAAGUGUCUCCUGUCCUUGACUUCUAACUCUUGCUGGAAGUUUACAGCAAUACUAGCAAAUAUCUUUGCAUCACAAAUUGUUCCUCCUGGGACUUACAAUUUACUCAAGCUCUGUUUGUUGAUGAGUCUAGUACAGACAAGUGACCAUAACAAAGAACAGGAAGAUUGCCUGGAUAUUUUAAUUAUAACAAGCGAUACAGUACUUGUAGACAGACUUUUGAAUUUUAGCAUAAACCUUGUUCCCCGUGGUAUACGCCAUUUGGAUUCUGCUGAAAUUUUUCCCACUGUGUCCAGGAAUAAGUAUGGAACUGGAGCAGUCAGCAUCCAGGCUGGCAGUGCUUUGCUUGCUAAGGGUGGCAUUUGCUUUAUAGGAGACUUGGCUUCCCACAAAAAGGAUAAACUUGACCAGCUUCAAUCAGUUCUGGAGAGCAGAAGCAUUAAAGUGUACAUCCCAGGGAAGAAGUUUGGAGAUGAAAAUGAUCAACAAAUGGCCUUUCCAGUUCUGUGCAGUUUUUGGUCUUUUGUUGAUAUGGAUUCACCUUCAAGGAGAAAUACACAGAAAACCAACACUUUAAUUGGCCAAAUGGAUUGCAGUUUGAUUCCAACUAACCUGAUGGAGGCAUUUGGAUUAUUAAUUAACUGCAAUGAAUCAUCUUCUUGCCAUCCACUUCUCCCGAUUGUGCAACAUACUUUAAAGAAAGCCAUUGAUCCUGAAGGGUUGCUUUAUGUAGCUUCUAAACAGUUCUCAACUGAAGACUUUGAAAAGCUACUGGCUUUUGCAAAGAAUAUGAAAGUAGAAUUCAGCUUGGAGGCGGAAAGAAUGAUUCAUGGCUAUUAUCUAGCAAGUCGCAGAAUCAGAACAGAUUCUACACACGGAUCAGAACUGUCAGCAUCUGCAUUAAGAUAUCUAGUUUCCCUAUCUGAAGCCCAUGCUCGACUGAACUUAAGGAAUAAAGUGCUCAAAGAGGAUGUGCUAAUUGCAGCCUUAUUAUUUGAAACAUCUCUCACCCUGAAAUAUGGGGCCAGCAUGUUUUGUGUUGCUCCAAAUGCACUAUUUCCAUUUGAUCUUUAUAACGAAGAAUAUUUAGAGCAAAGAGAUCGCUACCUGACUCAGUGCCAGCAACAGCUCCAGCAGUUUAUUGCCACAUGUGGACCUGGGACAACCGUUCUAUCCAGUGAUGAAUAAGCGAUCUGGGGACAUGUACAUGAUUUUUCCAUUCCUAAGAAGCCCUGUUUGACUUUUAAGUAAUACUUAAGCUAACUUUUACGUUAGAAUUCCCAAACAUAUGGGGCCCAGCACAGUGGAACAGCACACUAAUGCUCUGCCUGCUAGCACUGGCAUCCCAACUGCUUCACUUCCAAUUCAACUGUUUAUGGCCUAGCAAACCAGUCUUCCGGCCCCUCUGCUCACAUGAGAGAUCCAGAAGCUCCUGGCUUCGG
Messenger RNA from Ochotona curzoniae (black-lipped pika), 2627 nucleotides. RefSeq names its product minichromosome maintenance domain containing 2 (gene MCMDC2). Gene Ontology annotation, molecular function: ATP binding; single-stranded DNA helicase activity; DNA binding. Bases 328 to 2373 code for a protein of 681 amino acids. The transcript is spliced from 15 exons. Gene Ontology annotation, biological process: double-strand break repair via break-induced replication. NCBI's taxonomy places the organism in Eukaryota, Metazoa, Chordata, Mammalia, Lagomorpha, Ochotonidae. The record is from RefSeq and is a predicted model, not a curated record.